AUGGCACAGUAUACUUUCAUCUUUGCAUCCAAAAAGAGAUCUGCUCCAAAAAUGUACCAUAACUUCGUACUGGUAUUGCUGCUGCUGGCCUCCGGCCUCUGUCUGAUCAAUGGUCUAGGCAAUUCAGGUGGCAACGACUAUACAUGGGGCACCAAAACCACAGCUUCAACACUCAUCGCCGACGUGAUUGUCACCAAAACGAAGAGUCUCAUGUCGACGACGACCCAAACGUACGCGCUGACCCAGUCUGGCACAGCUCUUACCAUCACCUACAUUCAGAUAACGGAUCUGAAGAAAAUGCGAGGUGCCACAGCAGCAAUCACAUCCGGCGGAGUGGGAUCCACAACAGUGGAUGUCACUUUCACAUCGGCACGGGGAGCCAGCAUUAAGUCAAGAAUUCAAAUAUGGGGAACUUCAUAAAA
This is a messenger RNA of Drosophila willistoni, 422 nucleotides long. RefSeq lists its product as uncharacterized. The coding region runs from base 1 to 420 and encodes 139 amino acids. The record is from RefSeq and is a predicted model, not a curated record. Lineage: Eukaryota; Metazoa; Arthropoda; Insecta; Diptera; Drosophilidae. The transcript is spliced from 2 exons.